AUGACCACUGUCAGCCCCCUCUCCAGCAAAGAGUCCUUCGCCGCCGCCCUCGAAGCAGCCUUCAACAGUCCCGAUGCUUCACUCGAAGAAAUGAUCCUCAACAUCUACGUCAAAGAAGCUGUCGUCACCGUAAACAUGAAGCGGAUGACAUGGGACGAGUUCAUCCCGUACAUCAAAGCCAUCCGCGCCAGGACGACGUCUGUCGAUAUCAAAUCACAUUACCUUUUGCGGGACGGAAACCUGUUUUCCGAGAGACACUCUGCGUAUGGCCACGGAAAAGAUGGGACGGAGACGAAUGCGGAGGCGAUGCUUAUGGGCGAGGUGAAUGAAGACGGCAAAGUGAUUUGGCUGGAGGAGAUUGCCAUUCUCAAUUCAGAUGCGGGCUCGGCUGCGUCUAAAUCUACGUAA
Messenger RNA from Trichoderma aggressivum f. europaeum, 408 nucleotides. RefSeq lists its product as uncharacterized. The coding region runs from base 1 to 408 and encodes 135 amino acids. The record is from RefSeq and is a predicted model, not a curated record. Lineage: Eukaryota; Fungi; Ascomycota; Sordariomycetes; Hypocreales; Hypocreaceae. The transcript has a single exon.